AAACUACCCCUAACCAUCUUGUAGAAUUUACCCGUGUCGCUUCGAGAAAAAUCGAAGGAAGGAACAGAUCUGAAGAAGAAUGGAGUGCGUGUUCGGUCUCGUUGGUAAUGGAUUCGCUAUCGUUGCGGCGGACACGUCGGCGGUUCACAGCAUCCUUGUACACAAGAACAACGAGGACAAGAUCAUGGCCCUUGACUCUCACAAGCUCAUCGCUGCAAGCGGCGAGCCUGGUGACCGGGUUCAGUUUACGGAGUAUGUACAGAAGAAUGUGUCACUGUAUCAGUUCCGGAACGGCAUCCCUUUGACUACCGCUGCUGCUGCCAAUUUCACUCGCGGUGAGCUCGCCACUGCUUUGCGAAAGAAUCCCUACUCUGUGAACAUCCUGAUGGCUGGCUACGACAAAGAAGCAGGCGCAUCUCUUUACUACAUUGACUACAUUGCAACUCUUCACAAGGUUGACAAGGGCGCAUUCGGUUACGGCUCAUACUUCUCCCUCUCCACUAUGGACAGGCACUUCCGCAGCGACAUGUCUGUUGAAGAAGCCAUCGAACUGGUCGACAAAUGCAUACUUGAGAUCAGGUCAAGGCUGGUCAUCGCCCCGCCAAACUUUGUGAUCAAGAUCGUCGACAAGGAUGGAGCUCGCGAGCACGCUUGGCGUCAGUCUGUACAAGAUGUCACCACUGCUGCUGUCUAAGUCUCUUAUGUUUGUUUUUUUUACUAAUCUGACAUCUGCUUUAAUGUUAAACUUGGAAAAUUAGUUCUCAUAUGACUGUUUUAAAACUUUGAAUUGAAAACAUUUUCCUUGCUAAGUUAUGUAAACGUAAUCAGAUUCUCUCA
This is a messenger RNA of Brassica napus (rape), 837 nucleotides long. RefSeq names its product proteasome subunit beta type-2-A-like. Gene Ontology annotation, biological process: proteasomal protein catabolic process. Gene Ontology annotation, cellular component: proteasome core complex, beta-subunit complex; nucleus; cytosol. Gene Ontology annotation, molecular function: peptidase activity. The coding region runs from base 80 to 694 and encodes 204 amino acids. NCBI's taxonomy places the organism in Eukaryota, Viridiplantae, Streptophyta, Magnoliopsida, Brassicales, Brassicaceae. The record is from RefSeq and is a predicted model, not a curated record. The transcript has 3 exons.